Molecule: messenger RNA, 360 nt
Organism: Cooperia oncophora
Lineage: Eukaryota; Metazoa; Nematoda; Chromadorea; Rhabditida; Trichostrongylidae
Source: the annotation of a GenBank genome assembly
AUGCAUACAGCCGGCCAACUCAUCAUUAAUGAUCUUCGGAAGAAUGUAUUCAAUUCAGUUUUGCGCCAGGACAUUGCCUUUUUCGAUAAAAACAAGGUGGGAGAAAUCGUCUCUCGACUGUCAACUGACGCCCUCAUUGUGGGCUAUUCGGUGUCGAUGAACUUGAGCGAUGGUGCAAGGGCUCUGUUGACUUGUUUAGGAUCUGGUGGUCUGAUGAUAUAUACUUCUCCUGCUCUCUGCCAAGUGAUGUUUGUUGUGAUUCCAAUAAUGGUCGGAACAUUCGCCGUUUUUGGUAGGCUGCAACGGAAGUAUACGCUGCAAAUGCAGGAGGCUGUUGCUGGAGCUAACCAGGUGAGCUAG